Messenger RNA from Naumovozyma dairenensis CBS 421, 723 nucleotides. RefSeq names its product cyclin family protein. Lineage: Eukaryota; Fungi; Ascomycota; Saccharomycetes; Saccharomycetales; Saccharomycetaceae. The record is from RefSeq and is a predicted model, not a curated record. The transcript has a single exon. Gene Ontology annotation, biological process: regulation of cyclin-dependent protein serine/threonine kinase activity. Gene Ontology annotation, molecular function: protein kinase binding; cyclin-dependent protein serine/threonine kinase regulator activity. Bases 1 to 723 code for a protein of 240 amino acids. Gene Ontology annotation, cellular component: cyclin-dependent protein kinase holoenzyme complex; nucleus.
AUGCAACAAGUUACUCCAAAAUACUCAGUUACAUCAUACUCAAAGCUUAUCUUUCCUACUCCACGGUCCUGUAAAUCUACCCAAACAAAAACAAGUAGUAAUAAUAUUCAUUCACAACAAACAUCCACUCCCCCAUCAUCACCUACAUCAUAUUCAUCCAAAUUAGAUCAAAAAACAUUAGAAUCAAUCCCAUUAACGCUAUUUACCAACAAAAUCGCAUCAUUCCUCUCAGAAACAGCAAAGAAAUACUCCACAACGAGAAUAAACAACGAUGUACAAUCAUUAAAAUCAUUCAUCAACGAAAUUACGAAAAGAUCGAAAAGUAAAAGAAACAUACUCCUCCUAGCAACGUAUUAUUUCCAAAAAUUAUACACAUCAUUAUCAACGUGUCCAGUCUCUACAAUCCCAGAAUUUGCAUUCUGCGCUAAAAGAUCAUUCCUAACAUGCAUAAUCAUAGCUCAUAAAUAUUUGAAUGAUUCUACAUUUUCAAUGGAAUCAUGGUCCCUCAUUAGUGGAUUGAAUAAGAAGGCACUUUCCACCAUUGAAAGAUGGUGUUUGGGCAAAUUGGAUUACAAUUUGUUCGUUGAUGAUUUGCAAUUCGGUAGUUGGCAAAGAAAAUGUCUCUUUCAGUUACCUCAAACCGCUAAUUUAUUGAAUAAGAAAAGAUCUGCUGAAGUAUGCGUCGCUGAUGACAUUGUUUCUAUGAAAAGAUUACACUGUUAA